AUGGCGGUGUGCGCGCGGCUGUGCGGGGUGGGGCCGGCGCGGGGCUGCCGGCGGCGCGAGGCGCAGGGGGCGCAGCGGCAGGAAGGACCGGCCGACAGCGAGCCCGACACGGAUGCCGAGGAGGAGCGGAUCGAGGGAGCCCGGCUGGGACAAGAGGAGGCUCCGGGCCCCGCCGCGGCCGCCCAGGCCCCGCUCUCCCUGCUGGAGCUGCCCCCCGAGCUCCUGGUGCAGAUCUUCGGCUUCCUGCCCGGCACUGACCUGCCCAGCCUGGCCCAGGUCUGCAGCACCUUCCGCCACAUCCUCCGCACCGACACCAUCUGGCGGCGGCGCUGCCGGGAAGAGUAUGGUGUCUGUGAGAACUUACGGAAACUGGAGAUCACUGGAGUGUCCUGUCGAGAUGUCUAUGCCAAACGUAUAAAUCCACGAGUGAAGUCAGGGCGUUUUAUGAAAAUCCUUCCCGACUACGAACACAUGGAGUACAGAGAUGUUUACACCUGCCUGCUUCACCGAUACCGACACAUCUUGGGACUGUGGCAGCCAGACAUUGGGCCAUACGGGGGACUGCUGAACGUGGUGGUAGAUGGCUUCUUUAUCAUUGGCUGGAUGUACUUGCCACCUCAUGACCCUCAUGUGGAUGACCCAAUGAGGUUCAAGCCCCUUUUCCGGAUUCACUUAAUGGAGAGGAAAAGUGCGACUGUUGAGUGUAUGUAUGGCCACAAGGGGCCCCACAAUGGCCAUAUCCAGAUCGUAAAGAAGGACGAAUUCUCCACAAAGUGCAACCAGACAGAUCACCAUCGAAUGUCAGGAGGAAGGCAGGAGGAAUUCCGGACGUGGCUGCGGGAAGAAUGGGGCCGGACUUUGGAGGAUAUCUUCCAUGAGCACAUGCAAGAGCUCAUCUUGAUGAAAUUCAUCUACACCAGCCAAUAUGACAACUGCUUGACGUACCGACGCAUCUACCUCCCUCCUAGCAAUGCUGAUGACCUCUUAAAGCCAGGUCUCUUUAAGGGAACUUACGGGAGCCACGGCCUGGAGAUUGUCAUGCUGAGUUUUCAUGGGAAGAAAGCCAAAGGGACUAAAAUAACUGGAGAUCCCAAUAUCCCAGCUGGCCAGCAGACAGUGGAGAUCGACCUGGCGCACCCCAUCCAGCUCCCUGACAUCGAGAACCUGUGCAACUUCAAUGAGCUCUCCCGCAUUGUCCUGGAGGUGCAGGAGCAGGUGCGCCGGGAGCAGCAAGAGGAGGAGGAAGGGCAGGACAAAGAGGAGGGCCGCUCCCGACAGGGCGAUUCGCAGCAAGUGGAGCAGCCUGUGCAGAGGGACGAUGCUGAGGCUGAGGGGACUGAGGCUGCAGGGGUAGCAGCAACUCAGGAGUCGGCGCUGACCUUGCAGCCUUUUGUGCUGCCCGUGGGAGUCAUAUCAAGGAACAAGGAUUAUCCCCGGACCUGCCGGAUGUGUUUUUAUGGCACGGGGCUCAUUGCCGGACACGGCUUCACCAGCCCUGAGCGAACGCCGGGCAUCUUCAUUCUCUUCGAUGAUGAUCGUUUCGGGUUCAUCUGGCUGGAGCUGAAAUCCUUCAGCCUCUACAGCCGGAUCAAGGUCUCUUUCCAGAAUGCCGAGGCGCCGUCCCGAGAGGCCUUUGAUGAAAUGCUCAAAAACAUUCAGUUGAUGACGACUUGACAGGCGGUCCCUUGUGGACAGAGAGGGGAUUGCGAAGAAGGUUUCUGCUCUCUCCUGCCAAGGACAGAACCCCUGCCUGUGGUACCUCUGAACAAAAGCAUGCACUUUUCAGUAAGGCCUUUUUGCCAAAAUCUACACAUCCCUGUUAGAAUAUAAACAGAAUCCCCACGCUGCUCCCUGGCAGUACUUUCUAUAUAGUCUGCGACACCAGUCUGCAUAGUGGGAGGGAACCUACACAGGAGGGAAAUGAGCAUUUUUAAAAGAAUGUAUCAGAGCAAAAUUCCUUAGAGGCCAACAUUGAGGAACAGCUAAAUAAUCUAUAUAGAAGAUAUAAUAUAUACGUGCUCUCUGCUCUAGCCAUUGGCAGAUCCCUGCAGAAGGCAAACCCUUCAGCGAAGUGUCAGGUUCAAUCUUUCCUGCAACCGGCCCAAUCUAAUAAUUUGAAGACUUGAUCACCCCCAAAAACCCAACAUCCCCACCUGCCAGUUUACUGCGUGGCUCAAAAGUGACUAAUUGUGUUUUGCCCCCCUCCAAGGCUCUUCCUCAUAAUGCAGCCUUGAUGGAAAAACAGACUCGAGGUAGCUCUGCCCUUGAUUUGGGAAUCAAAGUGGGAUUCAACAGUAAGAGAGGGGAUUUCCACUGCAAACAGCUCCACUGGUACUCUCAUGCUGUCUCCCAAAGCUCACUGCCCCCAUGACCCUCUUGGACUGUAGUCUGAAUCUGACUAGAAGCCAAGCGGGAAUCAUAGCUACCUUUAUAGGGACCAGUAUGGAACUCCAGACAAAACCAGUUCAGAUUGGAGGAGAAACUUCUGCAGUUUUAGCUCGUUUUAAAUGGAUCUUUUAAAAGACUUUUUUGAAGUUCUCAUUUUAAAGAAUUAAAAAUCCUAAAUAUGGUAAACUACUGACCUUCACACUUGCUGGAUGACAGCCGCUGUGAAAUGUAAUUUCUGACUAGGCUAGUGCCUAUGAUGUGGUAUUUCCCCCUGUGCAGCGUAAAGGAAGCUGUUGUUCAUUCUGAUGCCUCUCAAUGGCUUUUCUGACACUUCCCAGGGAACAUUUUGUUUAUUUUUCAGUGGCCUCUGUAGACAUCUGUCUCUGGCUUCCGCAUCUCUGUACUGCAGGGUUCUUGUAUUCUUUCCCCUACCUAAUACGGAUUUCUCUUCUAGUGACACCAUCUCAGAAAGCUUUUGCACUGAAUUUCCCUUAGCUACUCUUAACAUAGCUAUCUGAGCGCUAUUGGAAGGUGCAGGUAGGUGGGAAGAAGUCCAGAAUUCCAACCAUCAUCAUCUAUCUGGCAGAGUUCUGCUUCAAAAGCAAAGGAGCUGCUUGCCUCAGAAACCCGGUAGGUGACUGUAGGUCAGGCAGUAGCUAACUGUGCGGCAGAAGGAUUAUGGUUCGGGCUCUAUGUCUGUUAUCCACCGUAUCACAAGUUUUCCAGACACUUUUGUUCUCAUUAGUCUUGAGUAGGAAGAGACGCAGGAAUCCCCAGCUGAAUGAAGAAGGAGUCAAGGUGUAACGUAUCAAGGGAACUGCCUUCCUUUUCCAGUUUCCUCCAUCUCUUUGACCUGAGUCUGGGAUCAGGGGCUGGGAGAACCGCAGCCAUGAGGCAGCUAAUGGAUAGCUCUGGGCCUUUCUAACAUCUCUCCUGCUAUUUAUCACUUGUUAGCUAUUAUAGAAGCAAUUUCCCAACAGUUUCUUUUGGGGGCAGAUGGUGGGGGUUGAGGGGUGGAGGAAAGGCUUGACUCCAAGUGAAGUCUGCUUUCUUUGUCCUAAUCCCUUUUGGAGAAGAGGAAGACUGUUAAAGAUUGCAUCUUUCAACUCCCAUGAGGGCACCUCCAUUGGUGGGACGACACCUUGUCUCGCAAGUUCUCCCUCUUUCCACCUUUGACAGUGGAGUGGGAUGAUUUUGUGCUGCUUUCGAGGGAAAGGCUCACUUCUUGGCUGAUUUCACUGAUAACAGGAAACUAAUUCCCUCCUAUUGCAGUUUUGUUGCUGCUGCUCCGACUUCAGCCUUCAUGUCAUUCCCUUCCUGAGCUGCAUGUGAACAGUGUCCCUCAGUGCCUCAGAGCAGCAGGUUGUGUCACUCACAGGACUAAUCCCUAUCAUAUCAAGUUGCAUGAAUCUGUAUGGAUCAGAAAGCAAUUCUGGGAACUUCUUCCCUUCCUACCCAAUCAUCCCUAACGUGAACCAUACCAAGGUAUACAUCAGAGUGAGAGGGCCUCUGGAAUGUUAGUAGUGUUCAUUUGAGCCUGCCUCGAUUGUGUAGCUUAUCCAAUGUAGCUCUUUACAUGGGUGAGGGGCUAUGCCUCUUCCUAUCCCAGCAGGAGGGAGAAUUUGCUUUCUUCUCACAGCAUUGCUAAGGCUGUGGAAUGCUGGCAGGGUAUUUAUUUCUCUGGUCACUGGUCCGUGGGCACAGGCUAAAACCAGCUUCUCAACCUUAGCUCUUAAAUUUCCUUUUUGCCAUUCACACCAGACGCUCAGAGCUGCACCUGUGCAAAUGCACAAGCAAAAAGGAGCACUGGCUAUUGCAGGUGCAAUUGUGCAGGCUAAUUAGGUGUCCUGUGGGUGUGAGUUGCCUGGUGGGCAUGUGAGCAGCCAGUUUCAGGUCUAAUUUCUAAGGCAAAAAUGUGUCCAUAACUGCCCUAAUUUACAUAUGCAAAUCAAAAAUCUGGCCUUUAAAGUUUUGACAGACUCUCCUAAAUUGUUUCUACAGUAGCACUUAAAAAUGAACCUGCAUUUAAAACAAUAUGGACACUUGACUUGAGAGACUCAUGACUCCAGUGGUGUUGUUCCAUCAAUCAUGUAAAUACAAACAUAGACCCUUACAUUGACUUGGUAGCUGAUCUCAGAGUAGAACAAAUCUCUCAUGCAUUCUUACCCAGAUGGGGGAAUGUGUGAAGAUAACAUGUACACUAAGAUUUAUUAAAAUAAUGUUAUGGGUUGUGAUUACCGUUUAGACUGCCCUGUAUUUCUGAGUCUGGCUGCGGAGUGGGGUGGUGGAGUAACCCUGCGUUUGUUACCUGUGGCCCUCAGACAUCAUGCAGUGGAAGACGGGGGGGGGCUUUUCACAAAUAUAGUCUCAAUGCUUGUGUUUGAGUGCUUUUCUUAGGCUGUCAGCACCUGCCCAGCAGUGUCUGAUCUCCAGACUGGUGCAAUGCCCCCACUUGGAGCGUGUCUCUCCAUAAUAUUUUAAUGGCAGCUUUCAAGUUCUUCCGUGGAUGCCCUUUGAACUCUAGAUGUGCUUGGCAGGAUGGUUAGCUCCUCACCCAGUGAGAAGGCUGUGCAGAGAUCUGCAUAUGCCGCAGCUGCUUUUCAGAGACUUUCAGAAGCUCCUCUCAUUUAUAGGAUGCCCGACUAACUUCAGUGUCAGAAUGUACCAGGCUGAACUGCUGGUACAUCGUGGUUUUUAUUCUUUUGCUGGAGAAUAGACAGUGACUGGAAUCUGGGCUAAUGCCAAAAAAAGGCCUUCAGGCUUGUGACAUUUCAGAAGCGAAUUCCUUUCGUCUGGCCCUGUGUGAAUGGAAAGUUGGCAGAGGUCUGAAGCCAUGGAAACUGGUACUUCACCUCUGGGGAGCAGUGGCCUUCCACGCUCCAGUAUGUAUAGGGGCCUUUGGAUCAAGGUGUAUCCAUGUUUUGCAGGGGAAGGUAGAAUAAAGAAAAGCUGCUGUGAAGAGUUUGACCCAACAGCUUUCAGAGUCAGGCUGCAGAAGGGCAGAGCGAGAGAGAGGAGUGGCACUUAGCAGGUGUAAGCUAUACGAAAAAGAAAAACGUCAGGUUCAGCGGUGCAGUCUCAUUGGUGGAGUGGUAAUUUUAAGCAGUGUCUUGACAGCGUGCACAAGUAAUAGUGUCCGAGGUCUAGUCUGACUGUACUAAUUCAUGCAGGCUGUGACAUGCACUGGAGAGUGAGAUUUUAUAUCAUGUGCCCUGCUAGCCUCCUGAGCCCUACUGGCAACGUAGCCUUUGACAAAUCAAGAUAUUUUUUCCCUGGAGAAUGCCACUUACUGCAAAAGGGGCCCAGCAAGACCCUCUGCUUGUGUGAAAGCUGAGUGUGGGAAGCUACCACAGAACAAGGCUGUUGCACCUGGCAGCCUAAGUUUCUCUAGUGAGAGCUUUAUGCAGCGGGAUUCCCUUGCCAACUUUCAGUGGAGGCAGGUGACACCUGGGUUGGCAAAACUGAUGUGUGACCGCUGGCGUAGUCACAAGUAAAUGGACUUUACCCCCCUUCUUGUUUGGGAAAUAUGGAGUUUAGGUUAUUUACCCACUUUUUUUACCGUACGCCACUGUGUGUAACGAUGCAUCCAGCGCCAAUUACAGCAGUUUGUAGUGCUGAUGCAUUUGAGGAUAGACAUCAAUACAGAGUUACUGUAGCGCUCUUCAGAAUGAGCCCUCCCUUUUAAUGUACACUUCCGGUCUGCCCAAAAGUGAAUGCCACUGAUGGCUGAGUGAUGGAGGUGUUUGUAUCACUGUGAAAUCUUAAAGCUGCGGAUAGGGUUGAUCCCUGACAACAGUUUUUACAACAAUAGGAAAACAGCAUCACUCCUGGUGGGGGAAGCUUCUUGCUAGGGAUCAUCUCCUUGGUGUUACAGUGCCUGCAUCAUAGCAAAGCAGCGGGACUGAAAUGAUGAUGCUUGCGCAGACCCAUCACUUGCAGAUGGAGUAUGGUCUGUUGUGUCCCUGAAUACUGGGGUGUGAAACCCCUAUUUAAAAGUAUUUAAAUCAUGGCAUAACCGCUCUGUACUGUAGGUCAGCUUGAAAAACUUACUGGUCUCUCCACCUGACCUGAUCACUGGGAGGUGGGGAAAUAGAUAGUCUUAUUCCAAGCUCUCCUCCUGUUCAGUAGACCCCUUGCUUUUAGUUCAAAUCAAGGUGAUCUUUCACCCAGCAUUAACAGGACUUUGCACCAGUCUAGUUCCUCCAAGCCAAUGAUCUCCAAGCAUUUUAUCGAAAGCCGUUACAAGCCCUCUGUGCUCAGGGGAACCGAUCCAAAGCCCAUUGGAGUUGAUGAAAAGACUCCCAUGGACUUCGGUGGGUUUUGGCUUAUGCACAGAAUGCUUGCAGGAUUGAGCCCUCUCUGAGUGGCUCCAAAUGCCUCCGCUAAUCCUCUGCUUCACCUGCGGGGAGCUUGUAUAAAAGCAGGGUCGGCUGUUGUGGCUGGUAGCACGGGAGACCUUCUCAAGGUUGUCUGAAUCUGCAGUGGGGGAAGUGAGCGUGUUCCAUGUUUGUACAGUGCCCAGCAUAGUGGGGUCCUGCUCCAUGACUGGGACUCCUAGAUACUGUGAUAAUCCCAAUAACCAUCUGUGCUACAGAGGCAUAGUGAAAGCUGGAGUGUGGAAGUGUGUGGUUGUGGGAAGGGGUUUUGUCUAAAUAGCAAUGAUGUGUAGCAUAAGUCCAUUUCAAGUGUGUGGAAUCCUGUCCCUUGACAUUGGGAGGUUGAUGGGCCCCUUUUAUGGGUUAGUUGAAGAAUUGUCAUUGGGCAGGAGGUGGUACCAUGUUUCCAGGCUCUUGUGUUCCUCUGGGGUGAAGGCGCUUGUCUUUUGGAGGAGCAAUUACCAGGGAGAGGUCUGCGUGUCUGAGCUGGCCCAAGAUGAGGAGCCUUGUGGUGGAGUUUGCAUCUUCUAGGGUACGACAGUUCCCACCUCUUUGGGGGCAUCUCUGUUUCCCAGUGUUCAUGCACUGUCCUACGAGUGGUGCUUGCACGGCAACACCUGUUAGGAGGAUGAGCCUUGGUCUACACUAGAGGAGGGAUCGAUCUAAGUUACGCAACUAAGCCGCUUGAAUAACGUAGCUGAAGUUGA
Messenger RNA from Gopherus evgoodei (Goodes thornscrub tortoise), 7471 nucleotides. RefSeq names its product F-box protein 31 (gene FBXO31). The record is from RefSeq and is a predicted model, not a curated record. The transcript is spliced from 10 exons. Lineage: Eukaryota; Metazoa; Chordata; Testudines; Testudinidae. Bases 1 to 1674 code for a protein of 557 amino acids. Gene Ontology annotation, molecular function: protein binding.